CAGUGCUGCCAUGACAACCAGAGAGCUGGGUUCCGGCCCGCGCCAGAAGGUGGCGGAACACUGGAGAGGAUUGUUUCCAGAACUUUCUGUCCAUGAAGGGGUGUCCUGAGGCCCUCUCCUCUCAGGUGGAGAUAUUUAAGUGGAAUAUGCGCCCGAGCUUCUGUUUUAUAAACCUGCACGUGCUCGCAUUUUAGUUUGGUCGAGCCGAGGGCGCAUGGGCUGGCGUAAAUACAGGAAGUUACAUCAUGACCGGCUAAGAGGUCGCCCUCUCCUGGACUGGAAUGGGUAUAGGUAGGAGUGUAUUCAUGUGCAUGAGUGUGAAGAGAGGGCCUACAAGCUCUCGCACUGCUCCUCUUCACCCAUGAAGGGCAGACACACACACACACACUCACACUCUAGCUCUCUCUUUCUCUCUCACACACACAAACACACAUAUACCGACACACACAAACGCCUGUGAACCGCGUUGUUUUCAACCAGGACAGGAUCCUCCCGGUCUGAGGAGAAGCUUUGGAGUCUGAGCUGUCUGAUUUUGGCAGGAUGAAGAGCAUCUUGAGAAGAUGAUGGUCCGGCAGCUUCUCUAUGUCCCUGUAAGUCACAUAGAUUGGUCACACUUUUGUUAUUAUGAUGCUUCUGAUGUUUGAGUUAUGCACAUGUUUUUCUGUGUUAUGUCAUUCUCAGCACAAAGGUGUGUUACUGAAAUAAAAACUUCCAUUAGUAUAAAAAGUAUCAAAGCAUGUAAAUGUUGUCUUUUUAGGACAUAUGUGUGACUUAUGGAGCCAAACAACUUUAAAUCAGGGAGUUGUUUUGUGCUAAAAUUGUCCUCAGCCUCUCUUAUUGUGUUACAGGAUUUAUUUUCGACAUCAUUGUGGAGUUCAUUUGAAGAGAUUUAGGCUUCAGUCCUUUGCACUGUAAGGUGACACCACAGGAACACAACAUAAUCUUCUUCUCAUUAGCUGCAGUCUAAUGCGCUUAGCUGCUUGCAUUUACCUACACCAUAAAAUCAGACACACACAUUUGACUGUGACAUGCUAAUCUUAGUUUAUACUGAGCAUCUUUAUUAAAUGAUUUAUUUAAUGGUUCAAACCAGACCCCCAAAUUUAAUUUCUAAACAGUUUUGAACACACAGGUGUUUUUUGAAUGUAGAUAAAGAGGCAAUCUCAAUAGUUAAAAAUCAAGCCAAUGUGGAAGUGCCAAAAAAACUGCAGUUCCUCUUGUGGCCACUUGAGGCUGGCCCCAAAAGCAAGGAAAUUUCCAUUCAAAAUACCAGUAAACUUAGAAACAACAAACUGAUUUGGUCUGAACCAUAGACUGUAUAUACUAUGGACAAUGUGGUUCCGCCUCCCGCCUGUAUACAGAUUUGAAGCCAAAAAGCUCUCAGUAUUUCCGCGAUUUUUCUUCAUUUCCUGAAACUAGCACUGCGCAGUAGCGUUGUACACAUUCGGCGGGAGAGUCGCUGAGAGUCGUUGUGAUGACACUCGGCUCAAACAGCGUAUCCCCCGGGGGAGCUACACAAUCCCUGAACACCAAUAGGCUGUAUCAGGUGUCAAUCACAGAAAACAUGAACACUCUAAUAACUUUUAAAAACGGAGCUUCACAGAAAAAAAGAGGACUUGAGCACAAACUAGUCUUACAGUAACUACAUGUCAACAUCGCAAGCAGGGGGGAGAAAAAUGUAUGUUUUGUGUAUAAUUAAUUUCUAAAGUUUGUCCACAGCCCCAUAAGCUUUGCUUUGACCUAUACUGCAGCCCGUCACCAGAGGGUGCUGUUCUCGUAGUGGCUUCACCCAGCGAGGAGGCAGACUCUGUCCAUUCUAUAUACAGUCUAUGAUCUGAACAUUGUUCUGUUAAUGACAACUAAACUAAACUAAAUUUUUAUGAAAGUAACUCCUUUGAAUUUUACUACCAGUUAAAAUAAUGUUAAAAUAGGGGCAUGGUAACUCUGACUGGAGGGUGGAUACUGCACAGCCAAGUACUAAAAUGUACUUCUCAGUCCUGCUGUACUUGACAAAUUAAAUUACUAUAUUUUUAAUAUAUUGGAACAAAAGGAAGCUAUUGUUCAGUAUUGUCUCCAGAGAUCAAUAGCAUGGUGGCUGCUAAUUUGCAGGACUCCAAAAGGCACCCAAAAAAACAAACUGAGGAUAUGUUUGAAAAAGUAAUCUAAUAAUAGGAAGAAUGACCACAACAUCAACACUCAGAGACAGCUAUGACUUAGCAUGUCUAACUCAGUUUGUUUGUCUUGUGAUAUGAAGAAACAAACAUAACUUUUGUCAAAAGCAGUUCUGAAUUUUGCUAUAAUCCUGAGUAAACACUGGUCUUCUCCCCCAUAGGCAACCGGCACGGUAGCAGUGCCGUUUUGAGCACAAAAGCACCAUGGGAAACGUAUUGCAGUGCUGUUACACACUGUCACACUACUUUAAGUGUAAGGAUACACCUGCCCGGCGAGAGGCUGAAAGAUCUCCACUGUUAUCCAGCGAGGAGAGUGAGUGUGAGUCGCCGAGUCUGCCAGAUGACCUGGAGGAAGAUCUGUCAACUGUCUCAACAGGAGUGACAAACCCCGCCCUUGAACCAGAGCACUUCCUGUUUCCAGAUAUUAUCCUAAGCAGCAACUUGGGAGGGGAUGUGACUCUAGUGGAACCGAUGGUGUGUCUACUGGUGUCCGAGGAGGAAGAGGGAGUAGGGCUGAUUGAGCAGGUGGAUGACGGACAAGAGAGGAGCAGCAGAUGGAGAAACAGGAGUUAUUCAGAGGUGGAGACACAGACUGAGGGGGAGACACAGAUCUGUACAGGUGUUCAGACUCAGACAGAAUCACAGAUGGGGGUUCAUGCACAAACAGAAAAACUGGUGAGCGAUAAUGAAACUCUUACAAGAGAAAUGAACACACUGACUGGAACUGGUUUUAAAACAGACUGGGUUGUCGAUGUUUGGGAUGAAAGUGAAGUACAGACGCAGGUGGACGUUCUUUUGGGGGAAACAGACACACAUACAGCAGAUGAGAGGCACUCAGAAAUUCAAAUCAAAAUGCCAUCAGAGACAACCGACAAGGAGGCUGAACAGAAUAAAGUAAAAGAGAAACACGGUCAUGAGAAGUUUUGCACCAAUUCAACAAGGCAGGCAUGUGAAAAAGAAAGAAAUAUAGAGCAAACAAUCGACGUAAACACUGAUAAAGAGGCUCUGUUUCAUUUGCAACAAAACACUGUGUCUACAGAGGACGAUACAGGCUUGAAGGAGCAGCACACUUUGUCAGCUGAGGAAAAAGAGCUUGACUCUGUGAUUCAGACUGAGCAUAACAACAUGAGCGAGAACUUCUCUGUAGUUCAAUCACAGAAGGAAACAAAAGUUAACAUCAACAAAGCUGAAGUUUUGGAGAACUUUGACUCUGAUGACCGUGAUGUAGACCUGAAACUAAUGAUUGAACAGGAUGAUAAAAGGACUGGACACGUCGACACAGACACAACCGUUAAGAAGUCUGAGGAGCAUGCAGGUCAUUCUGCAGAUUCAUUACUUUCAAACACAGAUCAAACUCGGUGCCAGAAAACCCUGCAGCCAACAAAGAGAAAAGAGGAGGACAUCAAAGCUUGUCUUCAGGGGGUUUUGGAGUUGGAGAAAGCCCUGCAUAAGGUGGAGGAGGAGGGGGCUGAGGUGAAGCAAAUGACCCUGUUUUCAGUGGACAGGCUGUUUCUGGCUGCAACAUAUGUCAAAGGUGCCUCAUUUUGAUUUGACCGUUUGUCUGUGCUGGAAUUUCUCUGAAGUGUGAUCCAGUUGAUAAUGGUUCAUUCAAAUAAUUUCUACAUUAUGUCUGUAAAUGCAGCGUGAUCGUCCAGUUUUAUUAACUUCUAAACAAAUAUUUUUGAGUGAUUUCCGUGCAUUUGUAAUAAAAUAAAAGUAAAUAUCUAUUUCUCCUUUUGAUUUAAGUGCUUGUAAAAUAGUUUCCUGUACAGCAUGAAACCAGUUUUGUCUUUUACCUCUUUUUGUCUCCCUUGUGAAAAGCUCCUUGCCAAACUGAAGAAAACUCUGUCGAUGAUUCCCCAAAAAAACCCGAUCAUGAUGAAAGAGAACAGCUCAGCAUUCGUGACAUAGUUGAUCUUCAAGAGAUGGGCUUCACUGUCAGAAUCCAGCCCCCGGGAGCAGACAGUUUUGAGCUUCAGGUUUUGCUUUGCUCUUGUUAUUUUGUAUUAAAAAAAACUUCAUGUUUGUCUGUUUCUGUAACUCUCAGAAUAAAACUCUGUUUUUGCUCUCAGGUUUCAGGCCAGAUGUUGGUAGCAGAGCUUUACCAGGUACUGAUGGAUCAUGAGAUCACCUGCCACCGCACAUGCUUCUCCCUUCAGCUGGGGGGCAGUGUGCUUGACAGCCUGACACAGCUACGCUCAAUCCAGGGCAUCCAGGAGGGGGCGCUCAUUAAAGUGGUGGAGGGUGACUGCCUUCUCUUUGCUUUUGCUUGAUAUGUUAAGUUAAGAAUGUAGUCCACUUAAGGAUACAGCCAUAUGACACCUCUCAACACCUCAUCAAAUUGUUAUUUUCCAGAACAUCUCCUCAAAUUAGCAAAUAUUUCUACACACUGCAUCACACACCUCAGACUUGACUUCAGAUAUUUGGCUAACUUAGCACUGCGCUUUUUAAAAAUCUUAUUACUAUGUAUUGUUCAUUUACAAAGAUGAGGUGACAUAGAAUAGCCUAAAGACGUUAAUUUAUCAGACAUCAGUAAGGAAGUCAUGCUAAUUCUUCGAGAUCUAUGGCCCACAUUUAUGAUAACUUCCUCUCGAGCUACAAUAGUUUCUUUGCGUCCAUAUUUUUAUAUUAUUUUAAUUUUAAUUUAUUAUAUAAGUUGAAACCUUGUAACUUAAAUUUUCGUGAUAUUGAAUUCAACACUUCAGAAGCAUCUAUUUUGCUUGUCUUGCAGAUUCGUACACUGUGCGUGAUGCUCGUCUUCAUCUCAGACACGUCCGGGAUCUUUUGAGGAGCCUCGACCUGACUGAUGCGUAUAAUGGAGUGAACUGCAGCUCACUAUCCUACCUUACCUUUUACACCAGAGGAGACAAAGGUCUUUUUUAAUCUAGUCACCAUUUCCCAUCUGCUUUUGUUUAAACAUUUCUCUCUGUAAUUCUUCAACCUUUUUCGCCUCUAUUUUUAUUGAUUCAGAAAGUGAGAGUAUUGGAAACAGGCGAACUUCUGAAAAAGAGCCCGCUGACUUUCAGCCGCCUGAAUACAUCUUGCCUGGAUGCAAGGAGCGGCCUCUGAGUCCUCUGCAGCCGGUCAGAGAUGACUGGAAGGUGAACAAUCAGUUUGUCAUAUGUAGAUGUGAAGAUGUUAACAUCCCAAGAGAUUUGUUUACUUUAAGGGAAUCAGCUAUGCAAGUGUCAUUUCAGCCUCUCCAGUGCCUGCGGGGCUUGGCCAUGAGCAGCUGGAACCCUCCUCCAGGAAACAGGAAGAUGCAUGGAGACUUAAUGUAUCUCAAUGUCCUGACAAUGGAGAACAAGGAGCUCAAUAUAACGUCAUCAACGCGCGGCUUCUACCUCAACCAGUGAGUGUUAAACAUGUCGAGGAGAAACCAAUCAUCAGUGUUUUCAGAGUCCCAAGAACUAUUUGAUUGACUGUCACAAAACUUAAUACAUUCAUUGUGCCCAUUGAAAACAUCCUCAUUAUUUUUCACAGCACCUGUGGCAGUUUAAAGAUUUUGCCUAACUCAAGAAAUAUUGAUUGGUGCACGUGAUUGAUUAAUUACAGACAUUCAGGGUUGCCUGUUCAUUUUCCCAUCAAUCCACAACUAUUGGAUGAGAAGCCAUGGUCUGGUCCAAAUGUCAACGUUGCCCUCACAAAGAAUUAUCAUUACUUUUGGGAUACCUUAAGACUUAACAUAGGCAUUUAAUAACCAAAAGUGCAAAAGGCAAUUAACAAAACAUUAUCUUUGAAAAGUUCAAACAAAAAUCUAAAAUCUAAAAACAAACUACAAAACUCAGAGGCAACUCGGGGAGGAAAAUUAGAGAUUUUUGCUUUUGUGAAAUUCAAGUCUCCCAUAAGUGUUGCCCAAAAUCCCCUGUUUCUGACGAUAAUCUGGCUCUGAAUUUCAUUUUUAUUGCUUCAAAAACUACAAAUUUAUUAGCAACAAUAAAAGAAAAAAAUAGUUGGAUUAAAAAAAAAAUACCCUGUGCCCAGAGAACACUAAGCCAACAUUAAUUACACACAGGAUAGUGAAUGGAAACUUGCUUGGAUUUAACUUGUGCUGCGUUCUGACUGCUCCAGGUCAACUGCCUUCAACUUCAACCCUAAACCUGCAGCCCCCAAAAGCCUAUGCCACUCUCUGGUGGAGCUGCUGAGUCAAGUGAGCCCUGCUUUCAGGAAGAACUUCAGUACUCUGCAGAAGAAGAGGUUAGCACAAAAGCAUAAACCAUGAUAAAAGAACAAGUGACAUUUAACACUUUUCAUAUCAGUGAUUUCCUGACACCUACACUAACCUAUUAUAAUCAUAGAAAUAAUGUCUUCUGUCACUUGCUGUGUGAUCCAGAGUACAGCAGCAUCCUUAUGAGCGAAUUGCAGCACCUUUCCAGCUGUUCACCUGGAUUGCUCAUCAAGGAGACCACUCCCUGGACUGUGUCAGAGCAGAGGAGACACACACAAGUCGCAUGGGCCAGGACGAGCACACAGCUGGGCAGGUUGCAGACAUACAAUCGUAAAUCAGGAGAAAUGCAAAGCCAAAACAACAAUCACUGACUGGUUGUGAUGCUUACUUUGAGGUUGUGUGUUUGAACAUAGAGUCGAGACUGGAAUGAGGAGCUGCAGGGAUGCAGAGAACUGAGCAGGAGCUCUCUUGAAGAGCGUCUGCACAGAGAGAGGUGUAUGUUCAAGGUGAGGCCGUGUGUUGAUUCGUAUGCUUAUUUUUCUUUCUGAUUUGCUUUGAGAGCAGCAAAUCAGGGGUAUAAGAACUAACUUAGACAUGCUCCCUCCAGCGGAGUUUGAGCUGCAUUUCUUUUCCCUCUCUUGGUUUAGAUUGUGUCGCUCUUUAUUUUGUAUUUUUGAUCCCUUUCUGCAGACAAACUCUGACUUUGUUGCUGCUGCAACACAAGGAGCUGUGGCUGUUGUGGACGGUAACGUCAUGCCGUUAAAUCCAGGGGAGCCGCCUCAUAUGCAGAUGUUUAUCUGGAACAACCUCUUUUUCAGCCUGGGGUUCGACAUAUCUGACCACUACCGCCCACUGGGGGGCAACACUGCUGCUCAUGCUGCUGCUGUCUGUGACCUUAGAGGAGCCCAGGUAGACAAAUAGCCAGGUGUUUGAUCUGCAUGUGCCGUUUAAUCUGUCCUGUUUAAAGUAUAUUGAAUCACAAAAGGGGCUGUGCUAGAUCAAGAAGCUCUUAUAAGUUGUGGUUGUGUGGAUAAUAAUAAAAAAACAAUCAAGGGUCAAUCAGCCAAAGUCCCUCAGUUGAGUGGCUUUCUGUUGUAUGUUAUCUACUCCCUUCAUGCUUCUAUUUAAAACUGAAUACUUGUGUUGUUCUUUAUAGGCAUACAUGUCAGUGGACAGAGAGGGGCUUCACACACUUGGCACAGCUGUGGUGGAUUAUCGUGGCAUCCGUGUUAUUGCUCAGACCAUCGUUCCCGGGAUACUGGAGAAAAACCAGGAGCAGAGUGUUGUUUAUGGCUCUAAUGACUACGGAAAAACUGUUUUUACACACCCCAGGUACAGCAGGAAAAUGGUAACAUUCAUUUGAGAAAUUUUAAAGCACAGUGACAACUUUUAGAUAUUGUUUUCCUGUAUUUAUGAAUUGUGCUAAGAGUAAGAAAGGACUCCAGGCCCUCUUUCUAAACUUCCUAUUUGCAGUUUAGAGAUUUUCUUUGUGAGGCCAAAGACAAUUUUCAACGUUUAAUAAAGUUUUAUUUCAUUCUGUCCUAUUUUUUUAUAUCUUGAUUGAGUUUCAAAGUGUAUUCAGGCAACGUUUAAUUCUAUCAACCUUAUUCCAGGUUCCUGGAUCUUCUGGACAGAACCUGUAAACCUCUAAGAAUUCAGCGUCACCAGGUGCUGGACCACAACAACAGCCCUGUGGAGCUUUGCUCAGGCAUUGAGACCAAAGGAAUCAUAGGUAAUGAUGGAAGAGCGUACAUCUUGGACCUUCUCCGGACCUUCCCUCCUGACCUCAACUUCCAGCUCACAGUAUCAAAGGACAGAAGUGAGGUGCCGCAGGAGUGUCAGAGCUUUGGAUACCCACAGAAACACCAUCACAGCCUGGCCAGCCUGCGACCAGAGCUGAUCGAGGCCUUCGUCCAGUACAAGUAAGGAACAAAACAUGUGGACCUUCAUCUUUCAGAGGGAAGUAUCUUGUUCCUUAUCUCUUUUUUUUCUGCUUCAGGCAUGAACUUUAUGAAAAGAUGGUGUCUGAUGGCCUGGAGAAACAGGACAAAGCCAGAGAGCAGAGCGAGGAGACAGUUUUUGACCCAAGCACUGAAGAUACAGGUACAGCUUUGUUGACAAAUAAGACAUCUAAAACUGAGUAAAUAAAAAAUAGUUAUUUAUAAAGCUAGAAGCAUUAGGCUAAGAAGUGUUUAGUUAACAGUGAAAAGAACCGUAGAAGUAUUUAACACUAAUCAAAAAAUGUAACAUACUUAAAACAGGUCUUAAAUAAUUUUCUACUGAUUCCUUGUCGAGGAAUUUGCAACCUUGUUAGUAGACCUUCACAAAUAUUGAUCGGUCGAUAAUAAUCGAUGAUAAUGAUCAGGACCAAGAGUGGUGUUUCAGACUGUUUGACUUUGUUAUAUUUGCUUUCAGAAUUUCAGAAAAGAAACAUGACCUUAAAAGCUUGCAGGUCUGUUGGAUCAUCAAGUGACUCUUGCUUUGACAUCCGCUUCAAUCCUGAUGUUUGUUCUCCAGGUAAUAUAAAAUACCUGUCUUGAAAGUCUUGAAAAAUAAAACUCAGAGUUAACUGUGUGCCUUUGCUUCAGGUGUGUGUUUUCCCUCCGAGUGUGUUGAAGAUGUUCGGAGGCAGAAACAGUUGUUAUGGGAUGCGGCUGUUUUUCUGCUGACUCACCAGAUUCCAGCCUUUGUGAGUCUUCAAAGUAACAUCUCUGAUCACGUGUAUUUCUUUCUUAAAUUUUGAGAUAUCUCUAACUCAUUCACUAAUCGCUGGGAGUGUGUGUGGAUUUAUUUUGUGUGUGGGUAAGCUGAGAGACUGCCUUGACCACACAGCAGUGCCGAUGGACGGAGCAACCUUGACCUCAGCCCUGCAUCAGCGGGGUGUCAACGUACGAUAUCUGGGCACUCUUUUGCAAGAGCUGGACAGGAUGGAGAAGAAAGGGAGACUCAGUCACAUACAGGUAUUUCUAACUCAUGGAUUUACAGUCAUUACAGCUGCUCUUGAGUCUCUUUUACAUCACUUUUAUCACAAUCUUAGAUAUUCAGGAUCUGACAAGAGCUAGAACUCGAGACAGAAGAUCACAAUACUGCACUUAUCAUAACGACUUUCUUUAGGUCAACAAAAGACUGAAAUGGUAGAGAUGCUCCUUAAAGAAUUAAACUACAUUUGAUUACCAGUGUACCUGUUUUUCUUUUUUUUGUUUGGAUAUGAAAAAGUAGCAUCCAAAUUUCUUGGCCGGUGGUUUCAUGCUGUUUGACUGUUUUUUAUCCAAAAAGGAAAAGGACAUCCAAUUUCAUAAUAAUACUCCUUCAGGGCAAGCAAGUGAUAGCUGUCUUAAAACUGGUUAGAUUGGCAGAAAGGUAAAUUUGCGAAACGGUAUGUUAUGGGCACCACUAACAUGGGUGAAAUUUAAGCUGCUUAGUACAUAACAAAACUAUCAAACAGAUUUCCCCCUAAAGGAUGGAAUACAUAUAAUUUUCUUCAUUAUCACUAUUGGCAGGCCUUUCCCCUCUUUAUCUUAAUCAUAGACAAAGUGACAACCAUACGUUUCCUAAGUUCUCAGUUGAAAUACUCGUGCUAUCUCUAAAAACUAGCUUUAAUAUCUGUUAUGCUGUUUCUAGACCAGUAAAUUGACAAGUGAAAAAGGGGAAAAAACAUUAAACUUAAGAAGAUACUGAAAAAUGAAACAUUUUUAAUUGUGUCCCCUAUCCAGUGGUUUACUCUUGUUGUAUAUCCAGAAAUAAGGAAUGAUGUCUGUCAGUCUGAUCACGUUUUCCCUCACAGAGAAUUUCCAUCAGCGAGGUCAUCAUCAGAAGUGCAAAACACAUCUUCAGGACUUAUCUGCAGGUAAAGGGCACAUAUGAUAUCAGCAGGUGAAAUAUCAUUGUUGUUAAUGUUAUAACUAGAAUUCUUCUUAACAAUCUCUAUCUAAUUCACUCUCAGGAUGUCGAACCUGCAGCAUUCUCUGCGGCCGUCAGUCACUUCCUGAACUGUCUCCUCGGUUCCUCCUCUUGUUUGGACUCCUGCUCAGACGAGCUCCUCUCUCGACGCAAGAGCCGACGUCGAAGGAGCCACGGGAGUCGAGUGACCUCGUUGUCAGACAGCGUGUGGACCAGGCUGAGCCCAAGUGAGCUGUGGGUCAAGAUCAAGGCUGAGGCAGAAGAGUAUUACCACUUCACAACAGACAGGUGUGUUUGUGUAUGUGUGGGUGUGUGGAGGGGGGGGUCUGUAAUUGGAUAUGUGCAGCAGGAUUUCACUCUGUUGUCCUUUUGUGUGUUUAGUGAAAGUUUAGAUGAAGUAAUAGAAAAGCACAGCCUUCAGAAGAUCUCCUUACUCAGAGAGAUUGCCAUCAAGACCGGCAUCCAGGUCUGUCACUCUUCACCAUAUCUGAAGCAGCAACAAAGAUACUCUAUUUCUGCUAACUUCCUUACUGUCAAACUAUUUAUUUAAAGAAAUCCAGAAAAAUAAAAAGUUCGAUUCAAACUUGGGUGCACACUUACCUGUAAAAACACACAGUAAAUGCUUUUAUUUGAUGCUGGCUAAGAAAAUUGGCGAGACAAGUUAAGGCUGAUCAUUUUUUUCUCAUUUUCUUCUUCUUUUUCUGUCUGCUCAGGUGCAGCUGAGGGAGUAUGUGUUUGAGUCUCGGCACAGGCCAGUGUUUGGUGAGGAAGAUGUGGUCAACAUGUUUCCUGUGGUCAAACACCUCAAACACACAGCGACAGAUGCCACGCAGCUUGUGCAACACGCACAAGCGGCAGUACAGCAGGGUGAGACACAAAAUCGUAAAACAAAGCAGUAUGUUGAAAUCUAGACCUAAAAUCUAAUCUUAAUCAAUCAAGUAGACAUCUCUAUUGGCAUUGUAAGAUUACAUGAUCUGAUAUCACUCUGUUUUGCUACAUUGCAGGUUAUUUUGCAGGUUUAGUGUCUUACAUUCUAGGUUUUGAAGAUGUAAUUUUUUGUCACUGGACACCCACAAGUCUCAUCAGCAGUCGUUUAUGUUGUAUUCCAGGGCUUCUCAAAGAAAGCUAUGAGCUGAUCAGCCAGGCCCUGACUCUGUUCAGCAGUGUAUGUGGGAUCCUGCACGAGGAUGUGUGCACGUGCCUGCGUCUCCUCGGGCGGAUUAGCUACAUCUUUGGGGACUAUGCCGAUGUAAAUAUGUGUUUAAAUUACAGCGUGAUAUCAUCCUGAUUUUGACCUGAAUAAUUGCAUCAAUGAAACAUUUUAAAUUAACAUUUGACUCACUGCUUCUAGGCCCUCAGUCACCAGGAAAAGGCUGUUAUGAGCAGUGAGAGGGUCCAAGGUAUAGACCAUCCACAGACAAUACAAGACUACGUGAGUUCCUAGACUUGUUGACAUGAAUGAACUGAAGCAUUUUAAACCUGAUUGUCUUGUAAAGAUACUUGGCCUAAAUCUUAUUAUUUCAUAUUUUUUAAAUCUGAAUGUGAAAGUAUUUUGUUCUGUGAUACAGACUCACCUGGCCCUGUACUCCUUUGCUGGAGGCCGCCCCCAGAUCUCCCUAAAGUUGCUUUAUCGUGCUCGAUACCUCACCCUGCUAGUAACUGGAGAAGAUCAUCCACAUGUUGCACUUCUGGAUGUAAGUGAGACUUUAGCUGCAUGUUUGUCAGACAUUCACAGUUUAUACUUAAAAGUGAGCUGGGAGACAUCAAAAUAAUCUAAAGGAGUGACCAAAACAUUUACUGAGACUUAAACAAACUAUGAUUUUCUUUAAGGCAUAACAGAUACAAUUUUCUGUAUAUGAAUAUACUUCUAACUAGUUACGCAAGUUUUGAGUAUAUUUUUAGAUUUUAUCCAUUUUAUUUUCACUUUUAUACCCACCAAUAUAACUCUGUAUUCAUUUCCUGUAUUGCUCCCAUGCAACAGUAAGAUGUCCAUUGACUGCUUCCAAAAAAGCUCAAAUACAGUGAUGAUUGUCCUGUUUAAGACAAAUGAGAAAAGAUAAAUACAAGUCAAGUUAUUAAAAUACUGGGAAAUGGCAGCUUGAAGCCUUAUUUAGUCAAAACCAAACACUAAAGUAAACGACAGAAAAUCACAUAAAAACCAACUUAUACUGUACGUAUAUAAACUUUAACUUGUGUUAAAAGUUGUGAUCACCUUUCGUCUAAAUAUCAGGAAUCAUGAAUUAUGCUCAUGCUUUAUUUCCCCACAUCAGACUAUGCUGGGUCUCAUUCUUCAUGGACUGAUGGAGUAUGAGCUUUCCCUGAAGUUCCUCCAGAAUGCCUUAACUUUAACCUCAAAAUACCACAGUGCCACAUCCCUGAAAUAUGCACAGAGGUAAGGCAGUUUGUCUUAUUGUCCCUUUGUUAUAAUCAUGAGCAUGUAUUUUACAUAUCUUAUCAUGCCUCUCUUUAUGCAGUCACCAUCUGCUCGCCACCGUGUAUGAAAGUAAAGGAGAGUUCCGCUUGGCUUUGCAACAUGAGAAAGAGGCUUAUUCCAUAUACAAGAGCCAGGUAUGUUUGCAAAUGCUAGAAAACUAUGUCUGCUAAUGCUACUGUAAUGUUAUAUGCCCAUUGUUUCAUUGUUAUACAUGUCAGGUUGGGGAGGACCAUGAAAGUAUGAAGGAAAGCUCAGAGUACCUGAAGAGCCUCACUCAGCAAGCUGUGAUCCUUCAAAAAGCCAUCAACAGUAUCUACAGCAAAACACCCAGUGCCUGUGUUCCACCUCCAAAGGUUUGUCGAUCAUGUAAAAACAUGUAUUCAAAAAGCAUCUCUUGUCGAUACUUUAUCUCUUUAUCUGUGUUUCCCUGCAGUUUUCUACUCCAAGUCUUUCCAAAAUCCUUCAGCAGCUUAAUCUGGCAUGUGGAAUCAUACUGAUUCCCCUCAGGUGAGCACAGAGAGAUUGAAUUUUCAGUAAAUGAUAAAUGAUGACUAUACACGAUGAUUUCUCCAAUGCAUUCUUUUAUUUUUAGUGCAAAGGAAAUGUCGGAGCUGACGGCUGAAUUGAAAGUAAAGGCAGAGGUGGAAAAGCUGCCUGAAAAAAGUCAUGAAACCUGUGAGCUACAAUACUGAGCUGUGAACACAGAGGCUGUCAGAGAAACAUCUGGGAUUUCUAGCAGGCGUCUGAAAAUGACCAUGAACUAUAAACAACAAUGGCAGCAAAAGCCUGGAAAAUUGCUGCUUUCCUAAGUAGGUUAAUCUACUUUGGACAACAACAACAACAUUCAAGUAACAAACCAAUGUACCUGUCCUCUUUUGGAAAAAAGGAGUUUGUUCUCCUGUAAUCUGUGGUUAGAAAUUUGUCUCAUACUUAUGGUAUAGAUCUUGGUGAAAUAUGUGGGGUCCAUUAAUUAACUCUACAGACUGUAACUUUAAUGGUUAAUAUUUAUAACUGUCCUUAACAUAUGAAACAUAUGAAAAUGCAUAAAACCUGUAAUAUGGAUCAAAUGGAUAUGCUUUUAGAUAUACGACUAAACAAGGUAUGUUGAAGUUAACUCCUUCUGUUAAAAAUAAAACAACCUGUUUAAGUCCAAACUUCUGUAA
Messenger RNA from Xyrichtys novacula (pearly razorfish), 13833 nucleotides. NCBI's taxonomy places the organism in Eukaryota, Metazoa, Chordata, Actinopteri, Labriformes, Labridae. The record is from the annotation of a GenBank genome assembly.